Messenger RNA from Populus nigra (black poplar), 2080 nucleotides. Its product is annotated as flowering locus K homology domain-like. The record is from RefSeq and is a predicted model, not a curated record. Bases 182 to 1768 code for a protein of 528 amino acids. Gene Ontology annotation, biological process: regulation of gene expression. Gene Ontology annotation, molecular function: mRNA binding. The transcript is spliced from 7 exons. Gene Ontology annotation, cellular component: cytoplasm; nucleus. Lineage: Eukaryota; Viridiplantae; Streptophyta; Magnoliopsida; Malpighiales; Salicaceae.
AAACUGAAACUCAUGUUGUAAACGCGCACACACCUCGUACCCAGCCGCGCGCUCUCCACAUCUGCUGCAAAAUUUUCCGUUCUUGAAAGACCUAAAACCUAAAAAAUCAACCAAAUCUUUAUUUAACACCCACUUCUUUACAAAACCCAGAUUUUCUACUUGUCUCUUAAUUGCCGUACUCAUGGCUGAAGUUGAUCAAGGCUUUGGUGAACAUGAAAUGGAUCAUGGUGUGGACCUUUCUGCUGAUCACGGUGUUGGUCAUCCUGUAGACCAUGGCUUGGAAAGUGCCACUGAUCAUGGCUUGGAUAGUGCCACUGAUCAUGGCUUGGGUCAAUCUGUGGAUCAUGGUUUGGAUCAUGCCACAGAUCCUGGAUUGGCAGUAGAGCAUGUGGAUCCGUCUAUAGACCAUGAUGUGGAUCCGUCUAUAGACCAUGAUGUGGAUCACCCUGUAAACCAUGACAUAGACCAUGCUAUUGAUCAAGUGCCUGAGAAUUUUGAGGCUUCAAAGCAAGGACAAGAUGAGGAUACAGUCUCUGGAGGAGGUAGUGAGAAGAGGUGGCCUGGAUGGCCUGGAGAGAGUGUGUUUCGGAUGUUGGUUCCUGCACAAAAAGUUGGCAGUAUCAUUGGCCGUAAAGGGGAGUUUAUUAAAAAGAUAGUCGAAGAGACAAGAGCUCGCAUCAAGAUACUUGAUGGUCCUCCAGGGACGACAGAAAGAGCUGUAAUGGUAUCUGCCAAGGAGGAGCCUGAUUCUUCUCUUCCUCCUGCUAUGGAUGGCCUACUUAGGGUUCACAAACGCAUUAUUGAUGGUUUGGAGGGUGAUUCUUCUCAUGCUCCACCAAGCAGUGGAGCUAAGGUUUCGACAAGGCUGCUAGUACCAGCCUCACAAGCUGGAAGUUUGAUAGGAAAACAAGGGGGAACUGUUAAAUCCAUCCAAGAGGCAUCAGCUUGCAUAGUUAGAGUUCUUGGUGCAGAAGACCUUCCAGUUUUUUCUCUUCAAGAUGAUAGGGUGGUUGAAGUAUUAGGGGAAGCAGUUGGAGUGCACAAAGCAGUGGAGUUAAUUGCAUCUCAGCUCAGGAAGUUUUUAGUCGACCGAAGUAUAAUUCCAUUGUUUGAAAUGCAGAUGCAAAUGGCGAAUCCUCCAAUGGAACAGAUGCCACCACAUCAAUCAUGGGGUGGACCUCAAUCCCUUCCUCUGAAUCCUGUUGGAGGACCUGGUUAUGGCCAAAAUCCCCAAUAUAUGCAACCUCCGCGGCAACUCGACAAUUACUAUCCUCCAUCUGACAUGCCACCUCCAAUGGAAAAACAACCUCACCAGGGUAUAUCUGCAUAUGGUAGACAAACUCCCAUGGGUGGCCAUGCAUCAUCAAAUGCCCAAGCAGCACCAUCAAUGAUCACACAGAUUACACAACAAAUGCAAAUUCCAUUAUCUUAUGCUGAUGCUGUUAUUGGGACAGCUGGUGCAAGUAUAAGCUACAUUCGACGUGCUAGUGGGGCAACUGUUACUAUACAAGAAACUAGAGGUGUUCCCGAGGCAAUGACAGUUGAAAUCAGUGGAACUGCAUCUCAAGUCCAAACAGCUCAGCAGCUGAUACAGAAUUUCAUGGCUGAAGCUGGAGCACCAGCACAGCCUCAAACAGGUGGGCCUGCUGACCAGGGGUAUAAUCCUUAUUCUCACAGUUCAGUGUAUGCUUCUCCACCAUCCAAUCCAGAACACACAGGCCAUACAGGGGGUUAUAGCUCCAUGUAUGGUGCAAGCUUUGGGUACUAAGCAGCUCCUAGCCGGUUUGCUCAUGAUGAGACUUGUAAUGAUUGUGAACUUAGAUGAUAAAAUCAACAAAUAAUCUGUUAAGGCUGCUGUAGUUGUACUUUGCAUCUAUAGAUUAUUGGUUAGACAAAAUUACAUGUUAGAUCCAUUGUCUGCUUAGGCUUGACCAUGUGGUUGCCCGUACAAUGUUUUAUUUUUUGUGCAAUCUUAGCCAUGCUCAACUCUUCCACGAUGGCUUCGUUUGUGGACGAAAAUUUGUCACCAUUAGGGUACUUUUGCUUCCAGUAAUUCAACUUAAUGUUCUGCGUUUGUUCA